AUGAACGCUUCCUCUAAUGCAAACCAAAGCAGCUCUCCCGUGUUCUGCCUGCUGGGCGCUGUGGGUUACUCCCAUGGCCUGGAUACAUGCGUACUGGAGGUGGUUGUUAUCCUGUUCCUCACUGUGCUGAUCAUCGCCGGCAACCUGGUGGUGAUCUUCGUCUUCCACUGCGCCCCUCUGCUGCACCACCACACCACCAGCCACUUCAUCCAGACCAUGGCGUACGCCGACCUGCUGGUGGGCGUGAGCUGCCUGGUGCCCUCGCUGUCCCUCCUCCACUACCUCCGAGGCCUCAAUGAGGAGUUCACCUGCAAGGCGUUCGGCUACAUGGUUUCGGUGCUGAAGAGUGUUUCCAUGGCAUCCCUGGCGUGCAUUAGCGUAGACCGCUACAUCGCUAUCACCCGCCCAUUGUCGUACGCCAGGCUGGUGACACCCUGCCGACUGAGGGUGUGCAUCGUGCUGGUCUGGGUUUACUCCGCUCUGAUCUUCCUCCCAUCCUUCUUCGGCUGGGGGAAGCCUGGCUACCAUGGGGACAUAUUUCAAUGGUGCGCAGACUCCUGGAAGACGGACCCGGGAUUCAGCACCUUCAUCCUGGCGCUGCUCUACGCGCCAGCAGCGCUCGUCGUGUGCUUCACCUACGGGAGUAUAUUCAGGAUCUGCCGGCAGCACACUAAGGAGAUCACCCAGCGCCACGCACGCUUCUGCUCGCAGAAGGAGGGGGACAAGGGCGAGCGAGGGGAUCGGGUCGAGGGCUGCCCGGACAAACGCUACGCCAUGGUGCUGUUCCGCAUCACCAGCGUCUUCUACGUGCUGUGGAUGCCGUACAUCCUCUACUUCCUUUUGGAGAGUGCUGGACUGUAUCACCAUAACGUGGCGUCCUUUCUAACCACGUGGUUGGCGAUUAGCAACAGCUUCUGUAACUGUCUCAUCUACAGCCUCUCGAACAGUGUCUUCCGGAAAGGUCUCGGCCGCCUCUUCAGCCCUCUGUUCCCGUCCUGCCUCGGCUGCGCCGCCAAAAAAGCUCCGGCUCCCGUCUGCCCGCGACCAGACCCUCGAUGCAAAGUAUGA
Molecule: messenger RNA, 1068 nt
Organism: Limanda limanda (common dab)
Lineage: Eukaryota; Metazoa; Chordata; Actinopteri; Pleuronectiformes; Pleuronectidae
Product: probable G-protein coupled receptor 21
Exons: 1
Coding region: 1-1068 (355 amino acids)
Biological process (GO): G protein-coupled receptor signaling pathway
Cellular component (GO): membrane
Molecular function (GO): G protein-coupled receptor activity; peptide binding
Source: RefSeq, a predicted model, not a curated record